Molecule: messenger RNA, 2755 nt
Organism: Salvelinus namaycush (lake trout)
Lineage: Eukaryota; Metazoa; Chordata; Actinopteri; Salmoniformes; Salmonidae
Product: zinc finger protein 708-like
Exons: 4
Coding region: 73-2433 (786 amino acids)
Source: RefSeq, a predicted model, not a curated record
UCAUUGCUGGCAGGUGCUGGGUUUCCAGUAGAUUGUACGCCACAAAUUCAAAAUAGUCAGUCUGAGCGCAAAAUGGCUACAACUUGUUAUAAUAGGUUUCAGUCAGAAACAACAUCGAUUAUGGCCGUUGUCGUUGACACGGCAAUGACAGAAAUUAACCGAUUUCUGCCCACCGUGCCAAACUCUUACCCUAACGUUAGCAAUCCGGAGAGAGAGCUGUGCACAAUUAUGAAUCUUGUGACAGGGGAGGCUAUUAGGAAAAUCUGCCAACUAUUCCUAGUGGUCUCCUCAAGUUUACAAAAUGAGAACGAUGAACUGAAGACCAAGGUGGAGCAGAUGGAUGAAGAUAUGAAAACCAAGGUGGAGCAGAUGGAUGAAGUUCUGAAAACCAAGGUGGAGCAGAUGGAUGAAGAUAUGAAGGAAUUAACUGAGAAGGCUGAACAUUAUAGAGCAUCACUGGCUAAAAUGCAGGCACAAGCAGAACUGAAAGGACCCACGCAUAUUCUGCUCAAUGGAAUGAUUUUUGCAAUUCCACCAGUUGGUCUCCCAAUGUUGUCUGGAAUGACAGAAGCUUCAACGUUGCCAGGGAAUGUCAGUCAAGCAAACCCGGUCACUAACGCAAUGUCAGUCUCUGCAGGUCCUGCAAAGGUUUGCAGUAAACCCACAGAAACUUCUUCGUUGGAGUGUGACUCCUCUCUGGGAGACACACAUGGACUGAAUACAGACCCUUCACCAAGAGACACUGAAUCCAACGUUGAGGAUAUGAGAGCUGCUCUGCCAGAGAGCAACAAGAGAGACAGCCAUGAAAGCCAGAAAAACAGCAAUACUAAAGGGACACGAUCCAAAGAAACCAAACGCUUCAAGUGUGAUAUUUGUGAGAAGAAUUUCAGCCGGAACAACCUACUGGUACAACACAAGCUAACUCACACAAGACCCUUCAAGUGUGAUGUUUGUGAAAAGACCUUCAGCAGGAAGGGGUCACUGGAAGCUCACAAGCUAAGUAAACCAAGACCCUUCAAGUGUGACGUUUGUGAGAAGAACUUCUGUCUGAACCGCUUGCUGGUACGUCACAAGCUAAUUCACACAGGAGAGAGGCCAUUCGCUUGUGGUCAAUGUGGCAAAACAUUCAGAAUGUCUAAGCAGCUCGAACAUCACAUGUUGCGUCACAGAGAAAAAACGCUCAGUUGCAAAGUCUGUGGAAAUACAUUCUCAACCAAAAAAGAUCUGAAACGACAUCAGCUUGUUCAUGCAGUGGAGAGACCGUUCAAGUGCCUGACUUGUGACAAGGGUUUCACAUCAAGGAAACUGCUUAUCGAGCACGAGAGAAUCCACACUGGUGAAAAACCAUACAGCUGUGCUGUAUGUGGAAAGAGUUACAGACAGCAUGGUGGCCUUAGUAUUCAUAUGCGACGACAUACAGGUGUACGGCCGCACUCAUGUUCAGAGUGUGGUAAGGGUUUUAUGACAAGCAGCAGCCUCAAAAACCACAUGGUUGUUCAUACAGGGGAGAAGGCAUUUACAUGUGAGACAUGUGGAGCUGCUUUCGGCCAUAAAGGAAACCUUGUGAGACACCAAGUGCUUCACACAGGGGAGAGACCGUACAAAUGUAAAGUGUGUGGGAAAAGCUACCUUCAGUCCACCGACCUAAAAGCUCACAUGCACCGUCAUGGGGCAACCAAACCAUUUAUGUGUGACCUAUGUGGAAAGACUUUUAUGUACAAUUUUCAAGUGAGACGGCACCAUCUAAAAUGGCACGCAGCUGAAGGAGAGAAGCAGAAAGAACGAGAGAGAAAAGAGAGAGCGAGAACCGCCAGGAGACCGAGAACCUCAACAAAGCCAUUCAGUUGCGACAUAUGUUUGAACGGCUUCAGCUCCAUGCUAACUCUGAAAAACCAUCAACAAGUUCACACAGGACAAAAGCAAUACUCUUGUUCUGUUUGCGGAAAGACCUUUGCCUAUAAACAUACUUUUGACUAUCACAUGAGACUUCACAGUGGAGUGAAGCCCUACGCUUGUAAAUACUGUGAAAAGAAAUUUGUUCUUAGGCAAGCUCUAGAAGGACAUGAGCGAACCCAUACAGGUGAAAAGCCCUUCAAAUGCAGUUAUUGUGACAAGACUUUUGCAGUCAACACCAAUCUCAAAAGGCAUGAGCGAGUCCACACGGGAGAGAAGCCAUUCAAAUGUGACGUCUGCGGGAGAGGUUUCAGCCAAGCCAACAAUGUCAAAGCCCACAUGCAGGUCCACACCGGAGUUAGGCCUUAUUAUUGCAAGAGAUGUGGAAAGGGCUUUUCUGACGUAAGACACUACAAAAACCAUAGCUGUAAUGGUGUGGCAGCAACACGUGAUCGGUCUCGUAAAUCUUCAGACCGCUCUUUCAGAAAUAAGAAAGGAGAUGAAGACAGUAGUGCUUGCCUUAAUGCUGCUGUGAUGUAGACUCAGUGAUAUAAUCUCAAUCAUUCACAGUGGGGCAACUUCCUGCUUUCAGACAUCACGAACAACAUGGAUGUAUUCAGUAGGGUGAAAAGUUCUCGGGUGAGUUUCUGGAAAGCCUUUUAGAAAAUUAGAAAACGUAGAAAAAGUUUAGGAAAUUAGAUGAGUGCCUGCUGUAAUGCUUGGAGAUAUUGCUAUAAGUUUUGGUCAUUGUUCAUUUGCCCAAAUUCUCAUGGACAUGUUUAUUUCUGACUGUGCUGAAUCAUUUACAAUGUUUUCUUUCUUUCUAUUGUGUAAAUCAUUAAACACCUAAUUCAUGUGUAAA